AUGCAACGCUCGAGCAGUCAGUCGACGACUUCAAGUUCAUCAGGCUCAAGUAAACCGGCCGACUAUGUUACUUUUGAACGUAGUGCUGCUGGUUUCUCGGACGAUGCUGUCCACCGUGCAAAAGCCGCGCAGCUCAAGCUAGAGCAUUUCUACAAGGUUGCUGUAGAGGCGGCUAUCGAGCGGAACACCAGGCGCGUUGAGCUUGAAAGGAAGCUGCAGGCCGAUAUCAUGACGUCCGAGGACAGAAAACAUCGCCAACUACAACAACUAGGAAAGAAGGAGUCUACUUAUCUUCGACUUCGGCGGACGCGGUUAGGUUUGGAUGACUUCAGAACAGUCAAGGUGAUCGGGAAGGGUGCUUUCGGUGAGGUCAGGCUGGUCCAAAAGACUGAUACUGGUAAAAUUUAUGCUAUGAAGACAUUGAAGAAGGAGGAGAUGCUGAAAAAGGACCAAUUGGCCCACGUCCGUGCUGAGCGCGAUGUUCUGGCCGAGUCCAAUUCCCAUUGGGUGGUUCAACUGUUUUAUUCCUUCCAGGACCCACAGACUCUGUAUCUUAUCAUGGAGUUUCUCCCUGGUGGGGACCUCAUGACCAUGCUCAUUAAAUAUGAUACAUUCUCGGAGGACGUUACUCGGUUCUACAUAGCAGAAUGUGUACUUGCCAUCGAUACUGUCCAUAAGCUUGGCUUCAUCCACAGGGAUAUCAAGCCAGACAACAUCCUAAUUGACAAGGAUGGCCAUAUAAAACUGUCCGAUUUCGGACUGUCGACUGGGUUUCACAAGCAGCAUGAUUCAAGUUAUUACCAGCGGCUUUUGGACUCUUCCAACGGCGUGCAAUCGCCGGCCGCCGCCGCUCGUAACAGUGUCAUGGUCAAUGCCAUACACUUGACUAUGUCAAGCAAAGAUCAAAUCGCUACGUGGAAAGCCAACCGCCGGAAACUGGCAUAUUCGACUGUUGGAACCCCUGAUUACAUUGCCCCUGAAAUCUUUCAACAGAAGGGUUAUGGCAAUGAGUGUGACUGGUGGUCGUUAGGUGCGAUUAUGUUCGAAUGCCUCGUCGGAUACCCUCCAUUCUGCUCUGAGUCUACGCACGAAACCUAUCAAAAGAUCAUGCAAUGGCAAUAUCACCUAGUGGUCCCGGAUGAUGUCCAUCUAAGUCGAGAGGCUGAAGACUUGAUCCGGCGACUCAUCACGUCUCAAGAUCGGCGAUUGAAUAUCGAACAGAUCAAGAAUCACCCGUUCUUCUAUGGUGUGGAGUGGGACACGAUACGCUUGAUUGAUGCACCUUUUGUGCCACAUCUUCGCUCAAUCACGGAUACGUCGUACUUCCCCACGGACGAGAUUGACCAGGCACCGGCUGAAGGCCCUGUAGCGGACCCUGCCGAUGCUCAAAAAGACCUUGCGUUCCUUGGAUAUACUUUCAAGCGAUUCACGAUUUCAUCGCACGCUUAG
This is a messenger RNA of Suillus bovinus, 1449 nucleotides long. RefSeq names its product kinase-like domain-containing protein. Lineage: Eukaryota; Fungi; Basidiomycota; Agaricomycetes; Boletales; Suillaceae. Gene Ontology annotation, molecular function: protein serine/threonine kinase activity; ATP binding. The transcript is spliced from 8 exons. Bases 1 to 1449 code for a protein of 482 amino acids. Gene Ontology annotation, cellular component: cytoplasm; cytoskeleton. Gene Ontology annotation, biological process: peptidyl-threonine phosphorylation; actomyosin structure organization. The record is from RefSeq and is a predicted model, not a curated record.